This is a messenger RNA of Striga hermonthica, 1074 nucleotides long. NCBI's taxonomy places the organism in Eukaryota, Viridiplantae, Streptophyta, Magnoliopsida, Lamiales, Orobanchaceae. The record is from the annotation of a GenBank genome assembly.
AUGAAUAGUUCUCCAAAUUUAAUCCUCCCUUGCUUCCUCAUUCUUUUACUCACCAUACCAACCCAAUCCCAAACUAUCCCCAAUCCCAAGCCUGAUUCAAACUUACCCCCAAAACCAACCCCAAAUUCAGCCUCAAUUUCUCAACACCCAAAACUCGAGCCGGACUCGAAUUCCGUUUCACCUCACCCGAAACUCGAGCCGCUUUCAAACUCAACUUCGCCAAACUCGGAACCAACACACGGUUCGAACACAAUCUCACCGAACACAAAACCGCCGAUCGAUUCACCCGCGAAGCCAGCACCGGAUUCAAACUCAACUCCACCACACAAAAGUAAUGCCACGUCACCACACGAGAAACCAACGACAGACUCACACACGAAGCCAGCACCGGAUUCAAACGCAACUUCACCAAACAAAAGUAAUGCCACGUCACCACACGAGAAACCAACGACAGACUCACACACGAAGCCAGCACCCGAUUCAAACGCAACUUCACCAAACAAAAGUAAUGCCAUGUCACCACAUGAGAAACCAACGACAGACUCGCGGAAGAAGCCAGCACCAGAUUCAAAACCAAAACCCGCGCCCAAAGUACCUCCAAAACCGAAGAAUGUCACGUCACCCUACCAAUUCGUUAACCGCUUCUGCCUGUCACGGAGGCUGGACGUGAAGGCCACUUUCUGCCUGCAGGUCCUCCGGUCGAGCGCCGCCAGCACCAAGGCGCAGGACAACCGGGCGCUCCUCGCCAUCUCCGCCGAUGCCGCCAUUAAGUUCGGGCGCCAGAACAUUGCUAUCCUGAAGAAGCUCUCGGCUGGCCGGAAGUCGGACCUGAAGGCGGCGGUGGGGGAGUGCACGGAGGCCUAUGAUGGUUACAUCAAGCAGUUCCACACGCUGGUGGAGGAGGCGGCGGUGGAGGCCCAGCUGGCGAGCUACGAUUCAGAGCUGGCCAAGAUGGAGAUCGGACGCUGCGUGAGGGCUGCCAAGGAGGCGAAGAACGGCGAGAUCGAGAAGGGGAAUAAGGCGGCGCUGGAUUACGCCAGCCUCGCGCAGAAUAUUGCAGAUUCUAUUGAUUAA